ACCCUAAAUGUUGAUAUUGAGGUCGUUUAUAUCACAAUACGAAGUUCUCAAUGAUUUCAUUGUUGUAAUACAGGAAAUAAUAUAAAGGAGGAAGAGCCGGUCGCUCACAUUGCUCCUCCAAGGCCGUUAUUCUUCUUCAGCAAGUCGGCCAUACCUACAACUAGAUAUCUACUCCUACGAUUUUGACAAAAUGAAGCUCCUAGCUACCAUCACAAGCGCUGCUCUGCUUGUCUGCAGUGUUUCUGCCCAGCAGGCUAUAGUUUCCAGCUCUUGUAACUUCACAGUCUACGUGCAGUCAUUCCCUUACGACGGGAGCACGCCGGGCACACUAACUGCUGUCCCACCCGGAGGCCGCUUUGCGGAGAACUUCCGAGAGACCGGAUCCACCGUCAAGAUCGCGAAGACCAGGACGCUUAGCACCCCGCUGUUCUUUGGGUACUCGUUCUCCUCGAACCCAGAUUACGCGUACUACGAAUUCAGCACAGAAUGGGGGAAUCCUUUCGCCGCCUCUCACAAUAUCUUAACCCCGGGCGAGGGCUGCGAGCUCUUCGACUGUGCUGCGAGCGACGCGGCCUGCUACAGCACGCCCGCUAUGAAAAAGGUUUAUGGUUGUCCGCAGCCUGUGAAUUUGGAGGCCGAGCUCUGUGUCGAGGAUUAGGUGGUAAGACUCUGCAGUUGGUAGGUAGUACAGCAGAUAAAGUACGUGAGAAAUGAUAAUCUGUCGUGGUUGACUGUAUUCAAGAGAUUACUUCUCAUCGCGUGUACUUAUGCAUAAAAUUGACGCAAAUAAAGAAAACUUGAAGAUCUAUGGAGCCAUGUUUUUAUUUUUUUCAGCUGAUACCAGGGUUACAUCGUGUUGGGCGCAAAAUACCAUCCCUUUUCGUCUGACCUGCAUAGAGGACCUUCACCGCACUCCG
Messenger RNA from Xylaria bambusicola, 917 nucleotides. RefSeq lists its product as uncharacterized. The coding region runs from base 191 to 658 and encodes 155 amino acids. Lineage: Eukaryota; Fungi; Ascomycota; Sordariomycetes; Xylariales; Xylariaceae. The transcript has 4 exons. The record is from RefSeq and is a predicted model, not a curated record.